This is a messenger RNA of Colias croceus (clouded yellow), 2397 nucleotides long. Its product is annotated as myb-like protein AA. NCBI's taxonomy places the organism in Eukaryota, Metazoa, Arthropoda, Insecta, Lepidoptera, Pieridae. The record is from RefSeq and is a predicted model, not a curated record. The coding region runs from base 88 to 2295 and encodes 735 amino acids. The transcript has 3 exons.
UUAUUUGGCAAUUAUCAUUUGGAUGUAAAAUACAUUAUUUUGAAAUCAAAAUUUUGAAAGUAAUAAAAAUUUUCAGGAAAUUAGGCAAUGACUUUAAAUAAGCAAAAGAUAUUAAGCGAAUUAGGGAGCGUUGUAAAUCAGUUACAGAGUGCAGACUGCGGUUGCAUGGGAAAAUUGUUUGGUAAUUCAAAUCAACAUAAUAACUCAAUGGCAUCGCCGUUUGUACAACAGGGAGGUUAUAGACACGGCUGUUGCCAUGGGCACGGAUGCGGGUAUAACGGGGUUGCAGGUGGAGAGCCCUAUUCACAACAGGCUCCCUAUUCUUGCAUGGGUCGUUGCAAUCCACCUAAACUGUACGCUGAUACUUAUAACUUUUUAAAUGAAAAAUUAAUGCAACCGGUGGUCCAGGAGGUUUACCAUGAUCUUAAAACCAUUAGUCCUGCAAACACAAUUAUGAAUAACGAAAUGGGUGCAAAAAUGGGUCUGAAUCAAACGCAACAAGGUUUGAACUCUUACAACCAAGUUCCCCCGAAUCAAAAUUAUACGAAUAAUAAUAUGAUACCAUCCAAUCAGAUGCAAAAUCAACAUAAUAUGAUGCAAAAUCCUCAGAUAAUGCAAAAUUCCCAAAUGCCAGGUACAGCUCAGCAUCAGCAAUAUUUAGGAGGGAUGGGUCCUCAAAUUAUGAAUAUGAUAAACGGGGAGUCUAUUGUAGGAGCGCCACAGCAACAACAAGGCAAUCAACUAAAGCAACCGAUGCUCAUUGACGCUCCUCAAUCACCCCAUGGAAAAGUUGGAGUGACACCUUUAUCAAUGCCUAAUUAUGGUAACUUUAAUAACCCCGCACAAUCGUAUGGUAAAAACAUCGAUCCAAAUGAGCAGAAUGUCUAUGCCGCCAAUAUUGCAAAUAGAAUGUCGAACAUGCAAUCAGUUAAUCCAACGCAACAAACAAAUCCAAUGCAACAAGCUCAAUUACCGCAACAAACACCUAAUUACGGACAACAUAAUCAAGGUAUAAGAAAAUUCAAUGAAAUGUUUCCAGGGGUAAUGCAAGGUUUAGGCGGUGACUUGGGCUUCGAUCCAAUGGCCAUUGCAAUUCAAAUGAAUCCCGCAAAUCAACAGCAAGCGGCUAUGAAUACAAUGCAGAAAAUGAUGAACAAUAAUGAAAAUCUCGGUAAAAUCUUCCAAAAGCCGGGUAAUUUAUUACCCACACAGCCAGAACAAAAUACGAUCACACCGCAAAGUCAAAUGAUAUCCAAUCAAGGAGGUCCUGCAAAUCAAGUUCAAAGUAACGUUAUUAUGGAUCAGACACAAAUGAACAAUCAACAAACUUUAAUGCAAUCAACUCAACCGAAUAACCAAUCAAUGGCAGCAUAUCAACAACAACCGAACGCAAUUCCUGCGAAUAAUCAACAAAUUUACCAAGCGGUUGCAAAUCCUCAAAUGACUCAGCAAAACACAUUGCCGCAAUCAGCUCCCCAACAAAUGUUUGACCCAAAUACGGGUGCUCUCACUACACCACCAAGUCUAGCAACAGUUCGCGAAGACUUAGUUAUGUCGCAGCCACAGUCUCAAUCAUCUAAUCAACAGAAUAUAACACCUCAAACCUACAAAGAACCCAUAUUUCCCGUUGAUACGACACAUCAAAAAAUUUACAAUAAUCUUAACCGUAAAAAUAUGGAUCCAGCUCACUUCAACACUCUUGGACAGCCAGUGGAAAAGCUUCCAGCUAAUAUGUACCAUCAACCCAUACCAACGCUGCCACAAACAUUGUCUCCUCAACCUUUACAAACCAAUCAAGCCAAAUACUCCAAUGUAAAGGCGACUGUUAGUAAGACGUCUCUAAUGGGCAAUAAGCCAGUUGGGCAAACACCAAGUAGAAGUCAAUUGCAGCAAAUUUAUAACCAAUACAAAGGUUCUCAAUCGUUUACACAACAAAGUGUUAAGGUACCCGUCGAAGGUCCCUCGCAGUCUGAUAGACGAUUGAACAUUAAUAAGGAAUCAAAACAACUUAAUCAUAUCCCCGUAGAGAAAACGGGCGGUGAUUCAUAUGCUAAUAAUCAACCUAUUAAUCAGAAGAUGGACAUUGCACAUGUAAAUGGUCAAAUUGGAGAUGUCAUAAAAGAAAAUAAGCCAGAUUUGGCAAAACAGGAUUUGCCGUCUAAUAAUCGUAAGUAUAGAAAUGGCCUUCAAGAUGUAAUUUAUACCUCAUAUCCAUCGUCAGCUGCUUGGAGCUUUCACGGAGAUGGUCAGCGAUCAAACUUAGUGGGACGUCGUCACAACAAAUAUCGUUUUUAAUUUAGAAUUUGAUUGUUUAGUAAGAAUUAUCAAAUUCUUUUGUGUGAUGUGGUGCUUAAGUGAUGGUGUAAAUUAGUUUUGUGAUUUAUCAUUGUGAUGUAA